Molecule: messenger RNA, 382 nt
Organism: Heterocephalus glaber (naked mole-rat)
Lineage: Eukaryota; Metazoa; Chordata; Mammalia; Rodentia; Bathyergidae
Product: prothymosin alpha
Biological process (GO): positive regulation of transcription by RNA polymerase II; negative regulation of apoptotic process
Cellular component (GO): nucleus
Molecular function (GO): histone binding
Source: RefSeq, a predicted model, not a curated record
CACCAGCGAGCUCCACCAUGUCAGAUGCGGCCGUGGACACCAGCUCCGAGAUCACCACUAAGGACCUAAAGGAAAAGAAGGAGGUUGUAGAAGAGGUGGAGAACGGAAGAGACGCCCCUGCUGAUGGCAAGGCCAACAAGGAGAACGGCGAGCAGGAGGCAGACAAGGAGGUAGACGAGGAUGAGGAGGAAGGCGGGGAGGAAGAGGAGGAGGAGGAGGAAGGUGAUGGUGAGGAAGAAGACGGAGAUGAAGAUGAGGAGGCAAAGGCAGCUACGGGCAAGCGGGCAGCUGAGGACGACGAGGAUAACGACGUUGACACCAAGAAGCAGAAAACCGAUGAGGAUGACUAGACAGCAAAAAAGGAAAAGUUAAACUAAAAAAA